This is a messenger RNA of Paramacrobiotus metropolitanus, 964 nucleotides long. RefSeq lists its product as uncharacterized. The coding region runs from base 1 to 960 and encodes 319 amino acids. The transcript has 3 exons. Lineage: Eukaryota; Metazoa; Tardigrada; Eutardigrada; Parachela; Macrobiotidae. The record is from RefSeq and is a predicted model, not a curated record.
AUGUUUCACGUUGUUUCUUACAAAUUCCCGUUUCCUGUGGACCAGCUCAACACUACCGGUUAUUUAACACUGCCUAGCUGGGAUACGAUAGCUGAUAAAGACAGCCCUGGACCUGACGUGCUGAAAACAGCUAUCAUCCCCGAGCAAGGCAACGAGUUUCCGCCGGCCAAAAUCUACCUUCACACCAAUUAUCCUGACCACUGGCCGUUUGCUGGCUGCUAUAUGAUCACCAAUUAUUCCGUGAUCGAGAUUGUCUACACUCGUCAACGGUUCACCCUCAACGGGCGCCGCAUUGAGAAUAUCUUUCACGAAGCCGAUUUCGUCAAGUACAACGUGGUGUACCGAUAUGGCGGCAUGGCCAGCGAUUUGGAUGUAUUUUAUCUUCCACAAAUCCGUUCUUUGGUGAAAGAAUGGAGAGAUGGUAAAUACGACUGCCUACUAUCCCGCGAGGACCGCAUAAUGAACAGUGGAUUCUUCGCAUGCCGAAAAGGACAUCCCUACAUCCGGGACGUACUGAAGCGCUAUCGCUACGAUUAUCAAACCGCUUGGCUGCACAAUAGCGGCAGUGUCCCUUUAGAAAUUUACAGCAAGAAUGAACUGUAUCACAAAACUCUGUACGUAGAUACCCAAAUGUCCAAUCACUCCAAAUACUACACUGGACCUGUGCCGUACAAGAACAUCCCCGCGUGGCACUACUACGACCACGGUUGCGAAGGCACAGAGAGCAGUACAAGAAAUAAAGCUGUGAAUUCUUCCUUCUGGGAGAUGCUGCAUUUCAUACAAGCCGAAGCCUGGCAAGUUUUUCGAUUUGCAACGAGCCCCUCGACAAGGACAACGAGGAUGCUGGCCACGAACCCGGUUGGAACGAGCACGUCUUACAGUAAACCUACUUCGGAGCCUACUGCAACAACCCUUGGACUAACGACAAUGACGACAACUAUAGCAGCAAAAUCAAAUUAAAAAU